Serinus canaria (Common canary) is the source of this 2821-nucleotide messenger RNA. RefSeq names its product colony stimulating factor 3 receptor (gene CSF3R). Gene Ontology annotation, biological process: cytokine-mediated signaling pathway. Bases 241 to 2652 code for a protein of 803 amino acids. The record is from RefSeq and is a predicted model, not a curated record. NCBI's taxonomy places the organism in Eukaryota, Metazoa, Chordata, Aves, Passeriformes, Fringillidae. Gene Ontology annotation, cellular component: signaling receptor complex; membrane; external side of plasma membrane. Gene Ontology annotation, molecular function: cytokine receptor activity; granulocyte colony-stimulating factor binding. The transcript is spliced from 16 exons.
GUCGCAGACUUCAGGGAAGUGUUUUGCAAUCACCUUCUUCACAGCGUCACAGCAACUAACGGCCCUGGUUUUGAGGAACUAACGGGAAAAGCAGCAUGUUAGCAAACACUCCGAGCACGGCCAGCCGCCAGCUGCCGGAGCCCCGCGCUCGGGGCGGGCGGUGAGCGGCUCCCGGGCACGCCGGACACAGCGGACAGGCAGGGAUGGAGGCGAGGUGAUGCCAAAGCCACGGAGGAGACCAUGGCCAGGCGCGGUGCUGGGACGCCCUUCCUGCGGCAGCUCUCCCUGCUCCUGCUGCUCCCCCUGGGCGGGACACUGGGCUGCGCCUUGGUAACUGUGAGCCCCCCCAUUGUGCCCCUGGGCUCGGCUGUCAGGGCAUCCUGCACCAUCCAGAGAGAGCUCUGCCAAGGCUUGGAGCCGGGGAGGGUCCGGAUCAGCUGGAUGCUGGGCAACAAGCCUGUGGCUGGGAGCCAGCGCCAGGGUCCAGGGGGCACAGAGGUGUCCAACCUCACCCUGCCCCGCUUCAACCACACCCAGGCCAGGCUGUUCUGCUGUGUGGAGUGGAAUGGGACCAAGCAACGCGUUGGCAUGGCCGAGAUCAGGGCAGGCUACCCUCCUGCGAAGCCCCUCAACCUCAGCUGCGUCCUGAACCUCGGUGACUAUGGGCUGACGUGCCAAUGGCAGCAGGGAACCGACAGCCACCUCCCCACCAGCGUCGUGCUGAAAUGCACGGGGAGCAGAGCCCAGGCAGUGACGGGCUGCACCCCACGAGGAGGGCGCAGCCACUGCACGGUGCCACGCCGGCUGCUGCAGCUGUACCGGCAAAUGGAGAUCUGGGUGUCUGCCACCAACGCCCUGGGCACGGCCGAGUCCGAGCACCUCCGCAUCGACCCCAUGGACGUGGCCAAGCUGGACCCCCCAACCCUGCAGAGCAUCCAGUCCAUCCCCUUCCAGACCGACUGCAUUGCCCUGGCCUGGGAUGUGGCGUGGGGCACAGAGCACAUGGAGCUGCAGUGUGAGCUGCGCUACCGGGCACCCGAGGACCCUGCCUGGGCCCUGGUCACCGGCAUCAUGGGCCAGGCAGGCACGGCGCAGCGCUGCGGUUUCCUCUUCGGCACGCUGUACCGCUUCCAGAUGCGCUGCCGGCGCAGCUCAGCCUCGGCACUGGCCUCCUGGAGCGAGUGGAGCCCGGGCAGGAACUACACCACCCAUGAGAAGGCCCCCACAGGGAAGCUGGACGCGUGGUGGGGGGCUCAGCCGGCCGGGGCCGGGGGGCGGCUGGAGGUGCAGCUGCGCUGGAAGGCCCCACAGCAGCGGGAGGCCAACGGGCGAGUGCUGGGCUACCGCGUGAGCCUGAGCCCCCGAAGGAGGGGCAGGGACCCCCCCACCAUCUGCAACACCACCCACACCCAGUGCAACUUCUCGGUGCCGGCGGCAACCAGGAGGGUCUAUCUGUCAGCCUACAACGCCGCCGGCGAGUCAGCACCGACAGAGGUGAUCCUCCUGGAGAGGACAGGUCAGCCCCUGGCCGGGCUGCGGGCUGUGCCCGGGGGCGAGCGCAGCCUCUGGGUGCACUGGGAUGCACCGCUGGCCCCAGUGACUGCCUACAUCCUGGAGUGGCAGCGGGUGGCAGCAGAGCCUGGGCACUGCAGCGCGUGUUGGCAGAUGGAGCAUGACGGGGCAGCCACCACAGCCCUUAUCCAGGAUGGCAUCGAGCCUUUCCAGCGCUACAACAUCUCACUGUACUCCCUCUAUGAGGGCACUGUUGGGGUGCCCGUCCACACCACAGCCUACUCCCAGCAGAAGGCACCAUCCCAUGCCCCCAAGCUUCACCUGAAGAGGAUCAGCAAGUCAGAGGCCGAGCUGUGCUGGGAGCCACUGCCUGUGGAGGUGCAGAAUGGCUUCAUCACCAGCUACACCAUCUUCUGGGCCAGCAGCAUCACCAACGUGGCCAGUGCCACUGUGAAUCCUUCCCUCAGCUCCUUUGCCAUCCGGGGGCUGAAGCCAUCGACCCUGUACAAGGUGCACAUCAUGGCAUCCACGGCUGCUGGCAGCACCAACGGCACCAGCCUGACCCUGGUGACCACAGUGCUGGAUGACACCGAGAUCCAGUUCCUCUUCCUGAGCCUGGGGCUGGUCUUUGUCGGGCUGAUGGUGCUGCUCAUCUGCUUCCAGAAGAACGAGCGGAUGAAGGAGCAGCUCUGGCCCAGCGUCCCUGACCCUGCCAACAGCAGCCUGGGCAAGUGGGUGCCGACAGCGGUGCCGCAGGAGCCGCUCCAGCUCCUCGCCGCAAGGGAGCCCGGCCCUGCCGCCAUCUCCACGGUCACUGUGCUGGAAGGGGAACCGGGCAAGCAGCCGGGCAAGGAGCACCCCGCCCUGGCCGCCGCCCCCCCGGCGCUGCCGCGGCCCUACGUGCGGCAGGAGGGUCCCGGGGAGCCGGUGCAGUACGCGCGGGUGGGCGGCGCGGGGUACCGGGGGCAGCGGCUGCUCCCCGAGCCCGCUCCCCGCUUCUACGAGAAUCUGCGGGGCCGCGGGGACGGCGGCGGCGGGGGGGACUGGGCGUUCCUGGAGGAGCCCCCCGCCACCUUCCCGCUGCUGCAGGGGCUCCGCCUCGGCGGGGCCGAGGAGCUGCACGAGUGCCGGGCGGACUAGCGCGGGAUGGAGCCGGGCAGCGACACCGGGUCCGCCAGCGGGAGCCCCGAGGUGCGGGGUCCAUCCGCGGGGCUCCAGCCGCACCUCGGGGCGCUGCCCGACUCCACCCCGCUCUGUGUGCGUGUCCCCUCCCGACCGUCCCCCUCCUAAAUAAACGGGAACGGGCUGA